Messenger RNA from Arvicola amphibius (Eurasian water vole), 1851 nucleotides. RefSeq names its product solute carrier family 5 member 5 (gene Slc5a5). NCBI's taxonomy places the organism in Eukaryota, Metazoa, Chordata, Mammalia, Rodentia, Cricetidae. Gene Ontology annotation, cellular component: membrane. Gene Ontology annotation, molecular function: sodium:iodide symporter activity. The record is from RefSeq and is a predicted model, not a curated record. Bases 1 to 1851 code for a protein of 616 amino acids. Gene Ontology annotation, biological process: sodium ion transport; thyroid hormone generation; iodide transmembrane transport. The transcript has 15 exons.
AUGGAGGGGACGGAAGCCGGGCCGCCGGCCACCUUCGGCGCCUGGGACUACGGGGUGUUCGCGGCCAUGCUGCUGGUGUCCACGGGCAUCGGGCUGUGGGUCGGCCUGGCCCGCGGCGGCCAGCGCAGCGCCGACGACUUCUUCACCGGGGGUCGGCAGCUGGCGGCGGUGCCCGUGGGGCUGUCGCUGGCCGCCAGCUUCAUGUCGGCGGUGCAGGUGCUCGGGGUCCCCGCCGAGGCGGCGCGCUAUGGUCUCAAGUUCCUGUGGAUGUGCGCGGGCCAGCUGCUCAACUCGCUGCUCACCGCGCUGGUCUUCUUGCCGGUUUUCUACCGCCUGGGCCUCACCAGCACAUACCAGUAUCUAGAGCUUCGCUUCAGUCGAGUGGUGCGGCUCUGCGGAACGCUGCAGUACCUGGUGGCCACGAUGCUGUACACAGGCAUCGUGAUCUACGCACCCGCGCUCAUCCUGAACCAAGUGACCGGGUUGGAUAUCUGGGCGUCGCUACUGUCCACGGGAGUAAUCUGCACCUUGUACACGACCGUGGGCGGUAUGAAGGCCGUGGUCUGGACAGAUGUGUUCCAGGUCGUGGUGAUGCUCAGCGGCUUCUGGGUGAUCCUGGCCCGAGGAGCCAUGCUCAUGGGAGGCCCCUGGAAUGUGCUCAGUCUUGCUCAGAACCAUUCUCGGAUCAACCUGAUGGACUUUGACCCAGAUCCUCGGAGCCGCUACACCUUCUGGACUUUUGUAGUUGGUGGUACGCUGGUGUGGCUCUCCAUGUACGGUGUGAACCAAGCCCAGGUACAGCGCUAUGUGGCCUGCCGCUCGGAGAGUAAGGCCAAACUGGCCCUGCUUGUCAACCAGCUGGGCCUCUUUCUGAUCGUGGCCAGCGCGGCUUUCUGUGGCAUCGUCAUGUUCGUCUUCUACAGAGACUGUGACCCCCUCCUCACAGGACGUAUCUCUGCACCAGAUCAGUACAUGCCGCUACUCGUGUUGGACAUUUUCGAGGACCUGCCCGGAGUCCCCGGACUCUUCCUAGCCUGUGCCUACAGUGGCACCCUCAGCACGGCAUCCACUAGUAUUAACGCUAUGGCAGCCGUCACGGUGGAAGACCUCAUCAAGCCACGGAUGCCUGGCCUGGCACCUCGGAAGCUCAUUCUCAUCUCUAAAGGGCUCUCCCUCAUCUAUGGCUCAUCCUGCCUCACAGUGGCUGCUCUGUCCUCGCUGCUGGGAGGUGGUGUCCUCCAGGGCUCCUUCACGGUGAUGGGCGUCAUCAGUGGGCCUCUACUAGGUGCCUUCACGCUGGGAAUGCUGCUGCCAGCCUGCAACACACCCGGCGUCCUGUCUGGUCUGGCUGCAGGCUUAGCUGUAUCCCUGUGGGUGGCCUUGGGGGCUAUACUGUAUCCACCCGGAGAGCAGAUCAUGGGCGUGCUGCCCACCUCGGCCGCCGGCUGCACCAACGCAUCGCUCCUCAUGGGCCCACCUGGAGCUGCCAACACCUCCAGUGGGGUCCCCAGCUCUGGAGUAGAGGCAGACCGCCCCGCGCUCGCUGACACCUUCUAUGCCAUCUCAUAUCUCUACUACGGGGCUCUGGGCACGCUGACCACCAUGCUGUGCGGAGUUCUCAUCAGCUAUCUGACAGGCCCCACCAAGCGCAGUUCCCUGGGCCCCGGACUGCUGUGGUGGGACCUGGCUCGGCAGACCGCGUCCGUGGCCCCAAAGGAGGACGCUGCCACUCUGGAGGACAGCCUGGUGAAGGGUCCGGAAGACAUCCCUGCUGUGACCAAAAAGCCCUCUGGCUUCCUGCCAGGCGACGAGGCCCACCUGCUGUCCCUGGGGCGCGAGACCAACCUCUGA